AAUAGCUUCAAAACAUCUUUUCAUAUCGCUGGAAUGCUCACCAAGUAUCUCGAGCCUCAGCGAUCUCUGGGGUCGUUGCACGACUAUCAUUCUCUUCUCUCCCUAAGAAACACAUUGUAUUGUUUUAGACUUUCUUCCCAAGUGCAUUCACUGCCUCGGGCCACAGGCCCUUUACACUUCUCUUCAAGAUGGGACGCAUCAUGCUUCUCGAGGCACUCGUGGGCUUGCUGGCCGCCGCCGCGAGCGUCGCGGCCCUCCCCACGCAAGACGCCCACGUGCAACCCACGCUCAGUCCCUCUUUGAGUAGCAGCAGCAGCAGCAGCAGCAGCAGUAGCAUCAGCAGCAGUGAUGUUACCACGACCGACAGUCGAACCAUGCCAAGUCUCAGUGUCGCAAGCACACGUUCCCCCACACCACACACAUCCGUUGGCAGGCUGAGUUACCCUCAUCGGUACUCUAACUCAACCUCUUCGGUUACCGUCGCUUCUGUGACCGUCACGUCGACCAAGACGGUGUGCAAGUCCAGACGCCCGCGGAAAACAAAGACAAAAACGACAACGAUAACAGCAGCAACGGCAACAAGGACUGCUACAUUCUACAGCGCUGCCCCGACAAAGACGCUAACUCCCAAUGUCCACUGGAAGCAUGACACCAAGAAGGUGACCAACGUCAUCCCGAUCCCAGACAGCAAGGGCUCCGAGCUGUACUACGGCCCCCCUGAUCAGUCCAAGAAAGGACCCUUUGCCUUUAUUAAAUACAACUUCACUUUGCCUUCCGUCAACCUCGACCACAGCGCUCAUGUCAAGGUCGAAUAUGAUCAGAAGAGCGGCCUUAGAGUUACCUUCACCAAAGAGGACGCGUUCCGCCACGCCAGCGAGACCUGGAACCCCACAGACGAGGGCCUGGUCUUGAUCGCCUACGCCGAGGGCUGCCAGGCGUACAAGAGCGGGGAGCGAUGCUUCUUCAACGCCACCAGCCUGGCCGUGAACCACCAAGACAUGACCAUCGACGUCUCAUGCAAGGCGCACAAGCCCGACGACCUCAUCCACUCCGCAGAAGCACGAUGGGGCAUGUGGGAGCCGUCUGAAGCCUUGGGCCCCAAGUCCGGAAAGCCGCUCGGCCAGUGCAAGGCCGCCGCGGACGAGGCGUCCAGGGCCUUCCUGCAGCACAUCUCUCCGGACCGCAGCCUCAAAUGCGCCCACGGCCUGCACAGCCGCAGCGUUUGGUCUUGGAUCGGAACCAACGUCAUUGCGCCGGUUGUAGACGCCGCCAAGGGGAUUAUCAAGGGCCUUUCCCUGGACCGCGAAUUCGACAAGACCUUUGACUUUAAGCUUCCCAACGUUGAAGAGAAAGACGGUAGCGAGAACGGGCCGAAAGUAGUGGAUGGGAUCGCCGAGAACAAGCCGAAGGCAGUGGAGGGGACCGUCGAGAACAAGGCGAAAGACGUGGGAGGCAGCGGCGAGGACAACGAGAAAGAAGCAAACGGCGGCGAAAGCAAAGCCGCGGACCUGGUCGAUGCCUCGACCAAGAAGGCGGUCUCUCCGUGGGGAAAUGCCAUCCUCCUCGACGCAAUUGGCCCGGAGGAGAGCCCUUACCUGAGCCUGUACUGCGUCGACUGCGGCGUGACGGGAAGCGCCAAACUCGCCGGCCACCUCCAAUGGGUUCCCUUCAAGGGCUUCACCAAGGGCGAGAUCGGGCUGCACGUGGUCGCCAAGGCGGGCCUCAAGGUCGGCAUCGACGCCAGGUACACCUUUCAAAAGGACGUGACCCACGAGCUCUGCGACGUGGGCCUCCCCGCGCUGUCCUUUGGCGUCGUCACCAUCGGGCCCAGCGUGAGCCUCGGCGUCCACGCCAACCUGACCGCCCAGGCCAGCGGGCAGCUGCUCGCCGGCGCCGAGGUCGGCCUGCAGGACGCCUACGUGGUGCUCGACCUCGUGAACCGCACCAGGAACAGCGUCGGCGGCUGGAAGCCCUACUUCAAGCCCGUCUUCCAGGCCCACGGCGAGGUCAUGGUCGAGGCGUCGCUGGGGCUGCCCAUGGGCAUACACUGCGGCGUCAAGGUCGAGUCGCUCGAGGAGCGGGUUUCCUUUAUUGACGAGCCGUCCAUCAUCCUCGACGCGAGGGGUGCGGUGCACGCGGAGCUCAACGCCGACGGGACCAUCGACGCGGGCUUCAACAACACCGACGGCUGCCGCGGCAUAUCAGCACGGCUGAGCUGGCGGAAUAAGCUGGAGGCUGACGUUCCCUUCAUGAAAAUGAAGUACACGCUCGCGGACACUGGCGCGGAGCCCUUGACGAAGUUUUGCCUCGGGCGUUCCGGGAAAACCUUGCAGAGAAGGGCCAUAGGUCAUGUUCCUCGACCCAUGAACGCGACUAGCUCCUCCGUCUCCUUGGGCUGGGUAAAGACCGAGCCGGAGCAGCCCUUCAUCGACGGAAACGGUCUCGAGCUCGGCGCCCUGAUGAAUCCCGACCGCACCGUCAAGGUCCUCUCCUGCGGCGACGGCAACAUGUACGCCGUCCGGUCCAACGACACACACAGCGGCUGCUCCGACCAGUGGGCCACCCAGCCGGACAACACCGUCGUCAGCGAUGGGGCUCGACGCAUGAUGUACUACUCCAACGAUACCAUGUCCGAGCUGGGCGUCUCAAAACUCGGCGUUGGCAAGUGUGAUGACCUGCCCGACGACGGUGAUGCUCCCGUCUGGACUGCGCUCGUGGCGUAUCAUGACGAGACGACGACAACAGCCACCACCACCACCACAACACCAACCCGCUACAUCGCGGCCGAUCCUUACAAACGCGUCUUCUAUCCUAUUGUGUGCAACUUUUCGAACAAGAAUGGCAGCCAGGUGUUCCUGGUAGACCAGCCAGGCAAGGGCAUCGAGCGAAUGCAGAGCAACCGGGACAUUGACGCAGUGACGAGCUUCAAAGUCUCCGAGUGCCGGGCAUUGGUCCUCUCCCCGGGCAGACAGGAGCGCAGCUGCACUCCCUAGAAACCCCGCAGAGGGCGGGGGCAGGUUCCUGGUAUGAUUCACAGCUGUUGCAGCCCGGCGUGGCAGCAUCAUGCACUCUUUCUCUUGGCUUUGCAUUUCCCGACUAGGCAUAUUCGGAUUCUCGGUGACAUAUCUAGCUUUUCUCUUUGUCAGGCACGGUUUCGUUAGGCUUUUUAUUUCUCGGUCAGACAUAUUCGAAAUUUUAGCGUACAUAUCUACUAGCUUUUAAUUUUGCGCCUCCACUGGCC
Purpureocillium takamizusanense is the source of this 3241-nucleotide messenger RNA. RefSeq lists its product as uncharacterized. NCBI's taxonomy places the organism in Eukaryota, Fungi, Ascomycota, Sordariomycetes, Hypocreales, Ophiocordycipitaceae. Bases 189 to 2993 code for a protein of 934 amino acids. The transcript has 3 exons. The record is from RefSeq and is a predicted model, not a curated record.